This is a messenger RNA of Mya arenaria, 1089 nucleotides long. Its product is annotated as homeobox-like protein HDP1. The transcript has a single exon. The record is from RefSeq and is a predicted model, not a curated record. The coding region runs from base 1 to 1089 and encodes 362 amino acids. Lineage: Eukaryota; Metazoa; Mollusca; Bivalvia; Myida; Myidae.
AUGUAUGAUGUGAUGUUUGCAAAUGAUGUGAAUGAUGUGAUUAUCGCAAAUGAUGUGAUGUUUGCAAAUGUUGUGAAUGUUGUGAUUGACGCAAAUGAUGUGAAUAAUGUGAUUGACGCAAAUGUCGUGAUUGUUAUGAUUGUCGCAAAUGUUGUGAAUGAUGUGAUUGUCGCAAAUGUUGUGAAUGAUGUGAUUGUCGCAAAUGUCGUGAAUGAUGUGAUUGUUGCAAAUGUCGUAAAUGAUGUGACUGUCGCAAAUGUUGUGAAUGUUGGGAUUGUCGCAAAUGUCGUGAAUAAUGUGAUUGUUGCAAAUGAUGUGAAUGUUAUAAUUGUCGCAAAUGUUGUGAAUGAUGUGAUUGUCGCAAAUGUUGUAAAUGAUGUGAUUCUCGCAAAUGUUGUGAAUGAUGUGAUUGUCGCAAAUGUCGUGAAUGAUGUGAUUGUUUCAAAUGUUGUGUUUGUAGCAAAUAAUGUGAUUGUUGCAAAUGUCGUGAAUGAUGCGAUUGUCGCAAAUGUCGUGAAUGAUGUGAUUUUCGCAAAUGUUGUGAAGGAUGUGAUUAUCGCAAAUGUUGUGAAUGUUGUGAUUGUCGCAAAUGUCGUGAAAGAUGUGAUUGUUGCAAAUGAUGUGAUUGUCGCAAAUGUUGUGAAUGUUGUGAUUGUCGCAAAUGUCGAGAAUGAUGUGAUUGUCGCAAAUGUCGGGAAUGAUGUGAUUGUUGCAAAUGUCGUAAAUGAUGUGAUUGUCGCAAAUGUUGUGAAUAAUGUGAUUGUUGCAAAUGUCGUGAUUGAUGUGAUUGUCGCAAAUAUCGGGAUUGAUGUGAUUGUCGCAAAUGUCGGGAUUGAUGUGAUUGUCGCAAAUGUUGUGUUUGUAGCAAAUAAUGUGAUUGUUGCAAAUGUCGUGAAUGAUGUGAUUGUCGCAAAUGUCGUUAAUGAUGUGAUUUUCGCAAAUGUUGUGAAGGUUGUGAUUGUCGCAAAUGUCGGGAAUGAUGUGAUUGUCGCAAAUGUCUUGAAUGGUGUGAUUGUCGCAAAUGUCGUGAAUGAUGUGAUUGUCGAAAAAUGUUGUGAAGGAUGUGAUUGUCGCAAAUGUCGGGAAUGA